This is a messenger RNA of Diuraphis noxia (Russian wheat aphid), 1268 nucleotides long. RefSeq lists its product as uncharacterized. Gene Ontology annotation, biological process: mRNA splicing, via spliceosome. NCBI's taxonomy places the organism in Eukaryota, Metazoa, Arthropoda, Insecta, Hemiptera, Aphididae. Gene Ontology annotation, cellular component: U2-type spliceosomal complex. The record is from RefSeq and is a predicted model, not a curated record.
AUGAGAAUGAUUGGUGUUUGUGAGGAGGAUGCUAAGGAUCUUAGUAAGUGGAAAUUGAGGACUAGGGUUGAGGGUUGCCGACCCCAAAUAGUUGGAAGAGAAGGCGAAGUAAAAGAAGAAAAAUAUUUUAUUUAUGAGACACUCAAAAAAGAAAUGGAGAAAAUGAGAAUAGAAAUGAUUGAAAAUGCUAAAAUUAGAGAUAAAGAACGUUCUUCUAAUGUAAAACGUUAUAGAAAAGAAGACAAAAAAGAGGAAGAAAAACAAAAACCAUAUAAUAAAGAGUUUUUAAUUAAACAAUUUGCACAUGCUGCUUCACAAGUCAGUGUUGAAAGAAGUAUCAAGUCAAAUGUCAAUAAACUGCAAAAAAAUAGUAAUAAUAUUGCUGAUUAAUCUUAAAUAUUUGAAUGUAAAAUAUCAAUCUUGCUUUUUAAGCYGAUAAUUUAGAUCAUUAUACAUUUAAUAAUAUUUGUAUUUUCAUGCAAUACUUAAGUUAAUCUGUUUUUAAUUAUUCAUUACAUUUAUAUGCUCUCAUUGAUGUGCAUUAAGAUUAAUUUGAUUWAUUUACCUCACAUUCACCUCAUGUGAAUUAAAAAUUAAUUUAUAUGAUCUAAUUCCAUAUGUUAAAACAAUUUCAGCACUAUUUGUUUUCUCUCUAAUCACCAUGUACAACCUAGCAAAUUUGUAUACAGCAGAACCAAUUUUGUGGGGUUAGCUUUAAUAUAGGAUUGAAUUUAUCUGUUACCAAAUUUAAAGCCAAGAAUAUGUUAGCAUGUUGAAUAUUCACAUUGUCACAUUGAUUUUUAAAUUUUCUGCAAUAUGUGAGAAAUUUUAAAUUGAAAUAUUGUGGAAAAAACCUAAGCAAAAAUUCAGGUAAUAUUCCUUACUUGAAGGUUGAUAAUAUUUAAAUUUAUUUUAUAGACAUAAAAUUCUAUAGUUAUAUAAGUUAUAAUAUAUCUAUGAUUCACUUUAAUUUUAAAGCUUAAUAGCAUAAAAUUGAUUUUACUGAAUGCAAAUUUAGUAUGUGGUACAUGGUUUGGACAGAGAAAACAAGUAGUACAUUAAUUAUUGCGUUUUAAUUUAACAGGAUAAUUGUUUUUGUAUAAUUUAAAUAUUAUAACCUAUAAAAUAUAUGUAUGACAUUUAAAUAAUAAUUAUUGUUUUGUCCAGUAUACUUUUAAGUAAUUAUCACACUUUGUUUCUUUUAAYAUUAAAAAAAAUCUCAAUAAGUAAAAAAAAAUGUAUGAUAUAAUUUUUAAAACAUUGAUAAU